Messenger RNA from Limulus polyphemus (Atlantic horseshoe crab), 1695 nucleotides. RefSeq lists its product as uncharacterized. The transcript has 10 exons. The record is from RefSeq and is a predicted model, not a curated record. Lineage: Eukaryota; Metazoa; Arthropoda; Merostomata; Xiphosura; Limulidae. Bases 46 to 1695 code for a protein of 549 amino acids.
AGUUGAAACACCUUGAAAAUAUAGAAAUUGGAAAUAGAAAGAAAGAUGGCAGUCCAGAAAAGAAAUCUGUUUGUAUCUCUUCUCAGCAUCUUCUGCCUUGCCUCAUCCAUCUCUGCACAAGGUUGUACAAAUGGUUACAUUACCUUCGAAUUGAUAACGGGCUUUGUGUACUCUGCAUCCGAAGACACGCUGGAUAUAGCUCCUGGGACACUCAUGUUAACAGAGUGUUUACGACUCUGUCAAAAUAACGCCACCUGCCAGUCUAUUAAUUUCGAAACAGGUCUCUGUGUGCUCUUUUCGUCCAGCGCCACCCAGCGGCCGGCAGCACUAAAAACAUCUCAUUUUCCUGUCUUUACCAUGUAUGCACAUAAAGUGUGCUUAUUAGGUAUUAAGCCCUGUAAUAGAUACUGGAUGUUUGAACGGGUUAAAGGUCACAUACUCCGAGAUUUGACCCGUAAGACGUAUUCAGCCACAUCAAGAGAAGCAUGCAUUGAGAAAUGUUUCCAAGAGCGAAAUUUUCAGUGUCGUUCUGCUAACUUUGACCCCUCUACCGGUGAAUGUGCCAUUAGCGAUAUGGACAGACAUUCCGUUCCUGAUGAAAGCAGGUAUUUUGCGCCAUCUAACGACAGAAUUGAGUACUUGGAAAACAACUGUGUUGACGAAGGCGUAAGACUAUGUGAAUUUCAAAAAGUGAAUGGAAGAAUUAUAAAAACAGUGGACGCCGUCUUUGAGAAUAUCACAUCACUAGAAGAAUGCCGGAAGAUGUGCAUGAGCGUCCCCUACCGGUGUCAUUCUUUUGAUAUGAGUGAUCCAGCUAGCCGAGUCUGUCGGCUAAGCCACCACGAUUCGGCCUCACUUGCACAUAUUAAAAACCCUUACCUUGAGUCGGCGGGAGUAACGACCUACGAGUUAUCUGCUUGCUAUAACGUAACAAUUCUCUGUGAAGCUAAGGAAAUGGUUGCCAAAGUAACAUCGAGUAAACUAUUUAAUGGAAAGGUAUAUGCUAAGAAAAGACCCAAUUCUUGUGUUCAAGACGUUGUAAACAGACUGGACUUUGAGAUCAAAAUGUCUUACCAUGACCUUGAUUGCGACGUUCAACAGCAGGGCUUUGGUCAAUUUUCCAAUGAUAUUGUAAUCCAACAUCAUGAUAUGAUUGUUACAAAUCAGGACUUAGGGUUGUCUGUCCACUGUCAGUAUGACUUGUCCAACAGAAGUGUUGCAAAUGGUGUACAGCUUGAAGUAAAAGGUGAGGUAGACACCAGUGGGAGUCAGUCUGCCAUUGUUAACUCUCCUAAUGUCACAAUGAGAGUCACUGACCAGUCUGGAGAUAAUCUCCUCUCUGCUCAAGUAGGAGACCCUCUAGCUCUGCGGUUUGAAAUUAUGGAUCAAGACAGUCCAUAUGAGAUAUUUGUUCGAGAGUUGGUAGCAAUGGAUGGAGUUGACAUCAGUGAAAUUCUCCUUAUAGACAGCCUUGGUUGUCCAACAGAUGUCUCCAUCAUGGAAGCUUUAGAGAAAGUAGAUGGAAAUGGCAAAAUUCUUCAGGCUUCAUUUGAUGCAUUCAAGUUCCCCACUUCAGAAUUUGUACAAUUUAAAGCUUUGGUGACUCCGUGUAUACCUAGCUGUGAGCCGAUACUUGAGAUUGCUGUGUUGUGGAUGAUUCUUAAAAGUGAUGUCAUGAUUAGUGCAGUUUUGUGA